Molecule: messenger RNA, 1011 nt
Organism: Porites lobata
Lineage: Eukaryota; Metazoa; Cnidaria; Anthozoa; Scleractinia; Poritidae
Source: the annotation of a GenBank genome assembly
AUGAACGAGAAAAGGUUUGUUGAUCACGAUACUUCAGUUGAGGAUUACGUGGAAAGUCUCGAAAACAGGAAUACGAAAGAGAAAACGAAACGAGAUGUGAAAUUGCUGGAAACGUUUUUGAGAAACGAAAAGAACGACGAGCGAGAAGUGCAAGACAUAGAGCCCGCAGAAUUAAACAAGCACCUUGCGGAGUUUAUUCGUUCUGUGAGACGUAAAGACGGAGAGGAUUAUGAGCCUUCAAGUUUAAGAUGCCUUGUUUCAAGUAUUGAAAGACAUUUGAAGAAAAAUAAUUAUACUGAGAGUAUCAUUAACGAUAAAGAAUUUGAAUUGUUUAGAAAGUGUUUACACGCUAAACAAAAAGAGCUGAAGAAAGCAGGCCGAGGCAACAAGGACAAAGCCGCUGUGGCUAUCACGGGCGAAGAAGUCGAUAUACUUCACGAAAACAAUUUGCUUGGAGUUUCUUCUGCUGAAUCAUUGUUGAAUACUGUUUGGCUGAACAACACCAUUCAUUUUGGAAUGCGUGGUUGUCAAGAGCAUAGGGAUUUGUGCUGGGGAGAUGUAAAGCUUUGUAAGGACGCACAAGGUAACGACUAUCUAGUUUACAAUGAAAGACAGACAAAAACAAGGUCUGGAGUAGACGCCUCAAACGUUCGAAAAGUUUCCCCGAAAAUGUUUUCAACUGGUGAUAAACGAGAUCCUGUCGUGGCGUACAAAAUUUACCGUGAAAAGCGACCGGAAAACAUGAUGGCUGACGAUUCGCCAUUCUACUUGGGAAUAAACCACACGAAAACAGACAGCUCCAAAAAACACUGGUUCAAGUCGGCACCUAUGGGUGUAAAUAAAUUAAACACUUUGAUGAAAACAAUGGCUUCAAAAGCAAACAUCAACAACGAGCGACUCACGAACCAUAGUGCUCGUAAACACAUGAUUCAAAAACUUAAUGACAGUGAAAUUCCGCCAACGCAUAUAAUGCAGUGGGCACAAGAACGUGGAAAGCAUAACAAACUAUAG